Hydatigera taeniaeformis is the source of this 1044-nucleotide messenger RNA. Lineage: Eukaryota; Metazoa; Platyhelminthes; Cestoda; Cyclophyllidea; Taeniidae. The record is from the annotation of a GenBank genome assembly.
AUGGACACGUUCUCUCGUGGUGAAGGCGUCAAACUAGUUGUCCAUCAAAGUGGAACCUAUCCUGAGAUUGACAAAUACGGAUUCAACGUACAACCGGGUAGAAUGAAUGAGCUCUCUUUCAACACCGAGAGAUGGGUUCGACUACAAACCCCGACAGCUCCCUGUCUAGACGAUCCUCCACCUAUCACUGACAUGGGGAAACAGUAUUCUUAUCGCAUGACUCAGUGCUUGGACAGUUUUUUACAAAACAUCUCCAUUAACCAAUGCGGCUGUCUCAAUUCCGAAUGGCCAAGACCCAUAGAUCCCGACCUUGUGAACACUAAGGUGCCCUAUUGCUCAGCCCUCCCAAAGGACGCCCGUGAUCCCACCACUCUCGAGAGCAUUGUGAAGCGUCUUAAUUGUACCACUAAUCUCCUCCACAAUCUAAAGCAUAUCAAGGAGUCAGCUAUCAGAAAUCGGAUCUGUAUUCCUCGGUGCUCAUUUUACACCUACCCUCUAAGCGUUAGCAUUGCCUCGUGGGAACCGAUUCCAGAAAAGUUGCAUCACUUCACAGAUAAAUUUAAGCGAGUUGAACGCCUCCUAAAUAACUACGAUGAUCCAGUGGAACGUGAACGUCUUGUAAAGUACCUCAAAACAGUCAUUGGUGUGGAGGGUGAUCACACGACACGCAACAGCUCCAUGUCUCACCUACGUAUUGAAGACUUUGAGAAUCAGGACUCCUACACCUACAUCAGCCUUGUUCGUACCUCCUAUGACACAACAUAUAAGGAGGAGCGUCUCAUCUUUGACAUUUACAUUCUCAUCUCAAGGGUGGGAGGUCUGUGCUCAAUUUUCAUCGGUCUCACAGCUGCAAUAUUUGUGGAGUUGAUUGAAUUCAUCUACGUGGUGUUUUGGCACGUGGAUUCGGCAAAUGAUCCAGAGGGUCCCCAACCUCUAAACCCUAGUGAGCCACCCCUCCAAUUGGAUAAGGACCACAGUGAAUCCACAUUCACACCCGACAAGAGCUACGAUGAAGUGAAACAGCAGAGACCGUGUAUUCUAUGA